Linum trigynum is the source of this 1009-nucleotide messenger RNA. Lineage: Eukaryota; Viridiplantae; Streptophyta; Magnoliopsida; Malpighiales; Linaceae. The record is from the annotation of a GenBank genome assembly.
GUAGCUAGGCCUACUAAAAGAACCAAUUUUUCUUUUAAAAGAAAAACCAAUUUUGAACCCUAACUGCUACUCCUCUAUCCACCCGGUACUCAUUCCAUCAGUGGUCGCCGGCCACCAAGCAGAAACAUCGUCACCGUCGUAGGUUCAACCAUUCGGCGGCUCGGCUCCUCCCCGGCAUCUUCGGUCUUCUCUUUAAAUCCUUCCGGAGAGCGCAUCGAACGCAACUCUGAUUUCUCAGAGUGUAACUUGAAGAGCUGAAGUGGAGUUUGAAAGUAGCAAACUCAAGCAUGAAGGUCUUCCAAAUAGACGGAAACAACACUCUUUCUCUCGCCCUCUUCGCCGAAGUCGCCAACUCCAAGGAGCUUCUUGAUUCUAUGCAAGCCGGGAAUCUGGAGCUAGAAGUUGCCUUUAUGAAUGCAUUACUUAUCCCAGAUGUUUUCCCCGUUCUCGCUGCAGCACACAGGGCGCUUGUUUCGAAGUCUCGGGAUUCAUUGACAACACGGACUCUUCAUUCUGAGCUUGUCUACAAUUAUUCGGGAUCCAAGCAUAUUACAGAAUCCUUGAAACGAUGUGGUAUCUCAGACAGCUGUAAGUACGUCCUGGCAGCUCGCUUCAAUGCAACACCAGAAGAUAUGAAAAUGGCGGAGAAGCUUCUCAACGGUAAAGAGGUCAAGUUAGAGGAGUUGGAGAGCAGAGCAAAUCAAGCUCAAAUAUUGAAGCAUUUCAAAAUCUCUGGGAUGGAGCUAGGGAUUUCCUCGCUUGCUGAUGCCAUUACAUGCCGAAUAGCGUCCCGGGAUGCCUUGUGAGAGAAGAUAAGACAUGUUUGGAGUAGCUCCAGUUUUAAAGCUUGGCUCUGUGGACUAUAUGUAAAUGGUGUACUUUGUGCUGGUUGUAAGCUUAACCAAAGAAUGUGGUCAUUAUGUUUCGGGAUGUAGAAACAGUGGCGGACCCAGGAUCGUCGGAGAGGUGUGUCGCCGAUAAAAUGUAAUAAUAAAUAAAUUAAAUUAAA